Molecule: messenger RNA, 969 nt
Organism: Anarrhichthys ocellatus (wolf-eel)
Lineage: Eukaryota; Metazoa; Chordata; Actinopteri; Perciformes; Anarhichadidae
Gene: s100a1
Product: S100 calcium binding protein A1
Exons: 3
Coding region: 507-833 (108 amino acids)
Cellular component (GO): cytoplasm
Molecular function (GO): calcium ion binding; calcium-dependent protein binding
Source: RefSeq, a predicted model, not a curated record
UUGCUAUUUAACUCCUAAAAGUUAGAUCUGCGAGACGAGAGUUCAAAAUGAAUUCUACCAACUAGGAAACGUGGUAAAAACAUUUUUUUAUUAGUUUCUUGUGGAGUGGCAUCUGCAGUCUGGUUGUUGACAAUUUCCCCAAAAUGCUCGUGCUUUAGUCUCUGUCUCAGUUAAUUAACACUCGCUUUUGCAUUUGACAUUUCAAAGGUUUUUAAUUAGCUCCCCGAUCGCAGCGGGAGUGACUGCAAUCAAUCAUAACAAUCAUAACAGCAAUCAUGGAGACUAAUCGAGAAGAUGGAGCGCUCACUUCUGCCUCUCUAACCGCAGAGAGUUUAUUCACGCACUCUCACGCAGACAGACAGCCCUGUAUUAUUUAUGAAAGCACGUCUCUUCUCAUAUAGAUGAGGAUCAUCAGACAAUCAAGUAUGGAUACGAAUCAGCAGACAUUCAGAUGAUGAAAUAUGACACACCCUCAAUCCUUCAGGCAUUAAUUGUAAGACUACAAAAUGACUUCCCAACUGCAAAGCGCGAUGGAGGGCCUCAUCUCAGUGUUCCACUCCUAUUCUGGAAAAGAAGGGGACAAGUACAAGCUGAGCAAAGCGGAGCUGAAGAACCUGUUAAACGGGGAACUUGCCGAUUUCAUAGCAGCCAGCAAGGACCCCGGUGUGGUUGAUGCGAUUUUGGCCGACCUGGAUGAGAACAAGGACGGUCAAGUGGACUUCCAGGAGUUUGUCGUUCUGGUCGCUGCACUGACCGUCGCCUGCAACGAGUUCUUCGUAGGCUGCCACGAGAGCAAGGUGGAAAAGGAGCAGCCCGGUUCUAAGAAAGUCUAAUAUUUCUAUACAUUUAAGUCAUUUUUAGGGAUUCGGCUUAAUCGCAGCACCUUGUAAUCACUCUGAAGAUAAUUUGGUGCAAACGACCUCUUUUUGUCCUUCAAGUCUUCCAUCUCAAUAAAGAUGUCAUCCUGUU